Molecule: messenger RNA, 1959 nt
Organism: Bipolaris victoriae FI3
Lineage: Eukaryota; Fungi; Ascomycota; Dothideomycetes; Pleosporales; Pleosporaceae
Exons: 2
Coding region: 1-1959 (652 amino acids)
Source: RefSeq, a predicted model, not a curated record
AUGUCUUGGAACGGGCCCGUAGGGGGUGCGGCGCCUUUCCAGCAGCAACCAUAUGCAAAUGGCCCACCCCCGUAUGGUCAACAACCGCCCUAUCAGUAUGGACAACAACCAGGACAGCAGCCAAGAUAUGGCCAAUAUCAAUCGGGGGCUUCCUAUCCACCAAAUGGCCCCCCUAAUCGCGCUCCGCAUGUGCAGCCACCAAAGAAGAAGGGUAAUCCAAUAAUCACCCGAUAUCCCCCUCCACCGGGCUAUCGCGGACCAGCGCAGCCUCAGGGUCCAUUCGGUACUAACAAAUUCCCCAACUCAUUCAAGUCGUCGCAUCCAGGGCUUCCGCCAUCGUCGGCACCUUCAAACUAUCCGCAACAAAGUUAUGCAACACCUCCUGCAAACCAAAGCUAUCCUAACCAAAGCUACGGUCAGCAAGCGCACCAAGCACCAGGAUUUCCACCGCCGUACCCUCAAACACAGAACAACUACCAAUGGCCAAAAUCAAGUUAUCCUCCAAGUUCAGGCUAUUCGCAAACUUCAGUUCACCCAACUGCUCAACCUUAUGCUUGUUCUCAUAGCAACUACCAGGGUUACCCAUCACAGCCUGCCACAGUUGACUCUGGUCAUCCGCCCUAUGGCAAAACUGGAGUAUGGUCACAACAAUAUGCGCAAGCACCUUAUCAGUCAAAUCAACAUGGUUCCUUCAGUGGACAAACCCACGGCCAGCCUGUGUUGGAUCCUGAAGCCACACCCACCCCAGCAACCGCCCACCUCACCACUUCACAGCCUCCGCAGCAACCUGUUCAGCCCAGUAGUGUUGUAAGCGAUGGAAGUAUGAGCGACAGGCCCCAGUUGUUCUUGGCAUGGGACGACUGGGAUUUUGACUUCGAUGGCGCGAUCUGGCCCAAGAGCAAUGAGCCCGUCGAUCCUGCUCUCAGCCUUGGAGUCAUCAUCUGGCACCCCGCUAAGCAGGUUACUCGUGCACUGCCCUCUACUUUUGCCGAGGCUGAAGAAGACGCACUGAAGCCCACACCUGAGAAGCUCGACAAUGGGGAUUCGGUGUCCAUGUACUUCACGGCCGAUAAUUCGCAUGAAGCCUUCCUCAACGUAAGGCAGACCGACGAUUGGGAAACUAUCCAAGAUGACCCUGUCUUUGUUGUUUUCACGGAUGAAGAUAUGCAGAACAAUCUAGUCACACUAGAAGACUGUAUCGCGCAGCGGGAUCGCCCUGACGAAUCUGAGGAUAUGACAACGCAUGAUGGAGACAUGGAGAUGCGCGACGCCACAUGGGACAUUAUGGAUAACCUUGAGCAAGCACUUAGUACGACUCACGGAGGUUCAACGUCGAGCGCAUCGAAAAGGGAGGCGGUGUCCCCCUUGCAAGGAAGUCAAGAGGAUAUCCUUGCGAAGUUGGGCGUGACUGGAGCCCCUAAGCCGCCGUCGAAUGAACCGAUACCUGUACCGUACUCUCCAUCUGAAUUACGGCAAUCAGCGCUACCUGCCGAAAAGCCAUCGGCUGCCCCUCCAUCUGCUCAACCGACCCAGCGGGCACAGUCGUAUGGUGGUUAUCGUAACAAUGGACCCAGAUCUGCUCCUCCUCGUCCAUAUGGAUCUAUGUCUGCAGGCACCGGCUCCAAGCCACCCCCUCCCCCACCCGCUCUGGCCGAGCAGCGACAUGAUUCCUGGAAUGCGCCUCAAAGCAAUGACCACAGUUAUGACAACUCCAGAGAAAGCCCUGCGCGCUCUGAGGGAAGCAAUCGGACCAUGGCUGGUUCUGAUUUUGAGCCUGAAAGCCAGUGUAAUGAGUUACAACAAGAUGCGCCUGUUGUGCCAUCCCUAGAUCGAAGCGACAGCUCAUUCUCUAGGAAGAGAAGUUACGAAGAUGCUGAUCAAGAACAUGAGAAGUUGCGCCAGCAAGACGACAACAGCAAGCGGAAGAGGCGUUCCCAGGUCGAUGCCGCUUAUAGGUAA